CUUUCUGUCUCUGUUUCAAACUCUCUUAUCCUCCCUUUUUAUAAUCCUCUUUGUCACUCUCUAUUGUUACUCUUUCUCGUCAUCAAAGUGCUCAUCGGCUCUUCCAGUGACGCUGCGCUGUCCUCCGGCGACGACGCGCCGAACGCCGGCGACUGCUGUGAUCAGGCAAUAAAGCUACCUGUAUGAAUCUCUCAGCGGAUGCAAUGUCGUGUCGUGUUCGCCCCGCCUGGCUCCAAUCCGCUCUCACAGAUAUCGAGCAGAGAGUGAAGGCAAUCUCUCCAAUCUCCCAUACCGAGACACAGGAUGCGGACUCCUUCGGCACACGCGCCGAGAAUUACUACCAGAAACGGCCGCAGCUGUUCUCUCUCCUCCACGAUCUCCACAGCCGCUACCUCUACCUCGCCGAUCGCUACACCCAAGCUCUCCUUCCCAGCCAUCGCCGCCGCCACUCUGCCUCCGAGCUCUCCGACUUCGAGUCCGCCUCCUCCGACGCCGAGAGCUCCCUCUCCUUCGAUCGGCCUCCAGCCCCAACUCCCUCCCUCGACGUCUUAGGAGCCUUAGUUGUGGAGCUUGUGGCCACCGAAAUAGACCGGGAAAUCCUCCUCACCGAGCUCUGUGGGUCGGAUCGGGCUCGGGCCGAAUCAUCUCGUAAAGCGGAGCUGCAGGGCAGCCUCCUAGAGGUCUUGGAGGCGGAGCGACUAGUCCUGCUAGGCGAGAAUGCGCGGCUUGGCUAUGAGCUAACGGCCGCGACAGAGGAAGCGCGGCGCCUGGCUUUGGAGGCCAUGUUCACGCGCCAGAAGGCAGCAGAGCUCGCACGAUGCGUUGUUAAGAUUCGUGCGGACCACCGCGUUUGCUUGCUGGGGAGGAAGAUCGACGAGCUGCAGAAGCAGGUGUAUGGGCUGGAGAGGAGGAACAGGGAGUGCUAUGACGCGAUGGCGAAGAGGGAGGUGGAGAAGGUGGAGGUGAGGAUGGAGGUGGAGAGAUUGAGGGCGGAGAAUCAUAGGUUGGGAGAGAUGGUGGUGGGGAGGAGGAGAAAGGGGAAGGAGGUUGUGACGAGGUGGUGGGCAAGGCUGACGAGUUUGGAGUGGAUUAUCUCGCCUUGUGGGCCGGAGAUCAACUACAAGGGGGAGUAGUUUUCUUCUCCUUGUUGUUUUACUCUUUUGUAAAGUUUUGUUCUAUGUGGUGGUAUGGUUGUGGCGCAGAUGUUGUGACGCCAUUGUUGAUGAUUAGAGAAGAGAUUGUUAUAAAGUAUGUUUGUUGCAAUUUUUGUUUGUGAGAGAAAUGUUAAGAG
Molecule: messenger RNA, 1291 nt
Organism: Dendrobium catenatum
Lineage: Eukaryota; Viridiplantae; Streptophyta; Magnoliopsida; Asparagales; Orchidaceae
Product: kinase-interacting family protein
Exons: 4
Coding region: 183-1133 (316 amino acids)
Molecular function (GO): actin binding
Source: RefSeq, a predicted model, not a curated record